Molecule: messenger RNA, 792 nt
Organism: Cryptosporidium muris RN66
Lineage: Eukaryota; Apicomplexa; Conoidasida; Eucoccidiorida; Cryptosporidiidae
Product: phospholipase/carboxylesterase family protein
Exons: 1
Coding region: 1-792 (263 amino acids)
Biological process (GO): protein depalmitoylation
Cellular component (GO): cytoplasm
Molecular function (GO): palmitoyl-(protein) hydrolase activity; carboxylic ester hydrolase activity
Source: RefSeq, a predicted model, not a curated record
AUGAAACUUCAUAAAGGUGAUGGAUAUGGUGGUGAAGGUUUAUACUAUGAACCUGAAGAUUAUAAAGAGGUAGUUAUUUGGUUACAUGGAUUAGGUGGUAAUGCUAACGAAUGGUCAGAUUUAAUUAAACGUAGUACUUUAUAUCCUAAAUUAGCUAAGACGAAAUGGAUUUUACUUUCUGCACCACAACGUCCAGUAACUUUAAAUAAUGGUAUGAUUAGUCCUGCUUGGUUUGAUAUUAAAAGUUUAAAGGAGGGUACUAAUGAGGAUAUAGAAGGUUUUAGACAAAGUGCAAUGCGUAUUAUUAAUAUUAUACGUGAAGAAAAAAAGAAAGGUAUUAAACAAAAUAAAAUAAUAAUAGGUGGUUUUUCACAAGGCGCAGCAAUGUCUUAUUUAGUUGGUUUAGCAGCAAAGGAUAUUCAUUUAGGUGGUAUUAUAGCCUUAAGUGGAUGGUUACCAUUAAGGGUUGAUGGGUUUAAUAAAGGUCAUGAAAGUUCAUUGAAUGAUGAUUAUCUUUAUUUUGGGGAUACUAAAGAAAAUAAGAAUAGAAUAAAGAUUUUUGCUGGACAUGGUGAAGAUGACUUUAUUGUCCAACAUACUUGGGGUAGAAAUUCUGCCAAUAUAAUUAAAGAUCAUUUAAAAUUACCAUUUAUAACUUUCAAUUCAUAUUCUAAUAUGGGCCACUCAAUAAAUAAUUCUGAAUUAUUAGAUGUUUAUAAUUUUAUAAUAGAUGUAUUUGGGGACAUACCAUUAUCAGCUAAUAAAUCUGAUGUAGUUUUAAAUAUUGAAUAG